Messenger RNA from Rhagoletis pomonella (apple maggot), 1519 nucleotides. Its product is annotated as adult cuticle protein 1-like. NCBI's taxonomy places the organism in Eukaryota, Metazoa, Arthropoda, Insecta, Diptera, Tephritidae. The transcript has 2 exons. Bases 69 to 461 code for a protein of 130 amino acids. The record is from RefSeq and is a predicted model, not a curated record.
UGUGCAACAGCAGUAAACUGAUAAGUCUUUUUCCUUACUUCUACUUGUACAACCCUUCUCCAGCAAACAUGAAGUUCGUCGUCGCCGUAGUCAUGUUGGCUCUUGCCGUUGGCGUGCACUCAUCUCUGUUGACAGCCCAUAUCGCACCAGCCGUGUCGUAUGUCACCUCAUCACUGCACCCAGGCCCCCUACUCGCGCACGGUGCCUACGGUGGACUUGGAGGACUCGGCCCAUGGGGCGCACCAGCAGCAGUUAGCGCAUGGGGUGUUCCCGGUCUGUUCCCGCUCAGUCAGGGUCCACAUGGUGCUGGUAUUGCUGCUCCGCUCGCUUUGGGACGUUUGGGACAUGGUGCUGGUGUGUACGUGGCGAAAACACGCGGUGCUGUGCAUACUGCCCCCUUGCCCGGUCACACCACCUCAGCGACUUCUCUGAAUAUAUCCCCAGCUCCUGGCACGCACUAAGCAACUCAAUCGACAUCUUGUUACCCCCAUUCGUCCAGUAUCACAGCGAUUUCGCACACAAACGAGGAAAUACAUAUUCACUUAACUACACACAAACACAUUAUACAUGAAACAAAUGCAACAACAACAAUUCGACGACAACAAUUCGACGACAACGAUGCCAAACUAAGGAUGCAACUGUAUAUAUAGCAUUAUAUGUAUAUGUUUUUAUUUUUCAUUAAUAUUGAUAAUCCGUUUCCGUUUCCGUAAUUCGUUAUCCGCAACCGCAACCCGCAAACUGAUCAAUGAAAUGUUUAUAUUUCGCUUUAUUAUUUAAUAAUAUACUAUGUACAAUAUGUUGUACAAACAUACUUACAAAUGUAUUUCAUGCUAUUUACUUAGCUAUUCAUACUUAUCUACUUACAUACUUACUUGUUUUGUGUUUUAAGCGUGUUCGGGCAAAUAUGUUAGCCAGAAAUGCUUGACCAUACACCACAAAAUGAAGUGAAGCGAAUGGAAUUCUGCGGUACUCAUCGCAUUUAGAAUAGAAGUGCGAUAUGCCAUUUUCAAUUAAGUGACAUAACAAGUCGACAACAACUGCUAUUUAGAACAACAGCAAUAACAACAAUAAGAACAACAGUGAUACAAAUACAAACAACAAGAGCAUGCCAACUGGUGAUUAAUCGUAUUUCGUACAACUUGGAGAACUUUCCACACAACUAUACAACUAUCUGAUACUCUGUCCUUUUACUCUCUGUACAUACUUCUCUACCAUGCCUUUCACUUUCUUCAUUUACAUCUUUUCGCUGCUGUACUGUUUUUAAUGCUUUCAUUUAGUCAAUUAACAAAAAUAAAAAGUCACUUAAGAUCUAACUUUCUUCCCAGCUUUCACUCUAUGUUUUGAUGCUCUCUUAAUUCUCCUCCUCUUUCUUUACAUAGAGACCACUUGUACGUAUUUACGUUUAUAUUUUUUUUUUAUACAGUUAAACGUAAUUUUGUAAGAUAUUCAAUGCAAUUCUUUGAAUUUAUUGAAUAUUUUUGAUUUGAAUAAAUAUAUUGCAAGAUUUUUAUAAAGUCAA